Molecule: messenger RNA, 1797 nt
Organism: Aspergillus tanneri
Lineage: Eukaryota; Fungi; Ascomycota; Eurotiomycetes; Eurotiales; Aspergillaceae
Product: GMC family oxidoreductase
Exons: 4
Coding region: 1-1797 (598 amino acids)
Biological process (GO): secondary metabolite biosynthetic process
Molecular function (GO): flavin adenine dinucleotide binding; oxidoreductase activity, acting on CH-OH group of donors
Source: RefSeq, a predicted model, not a curated record
AUGCUGCGCAAGGCCAUUCUCUCUCUCGCUCUCCCUCUUCUGGGUGUCCAGGCCCUGCUGGGCACCAAUGAGUACGAUUACAUCGUCGUUGGCGGCGGCACAGGUGGCAAUGUAAUUGCCACUCGCCUGGCAGAGAAGGACUUUAAAGUCGCUCUGAUCGAGGCUGGCGGACAUUACGAGUUGCAGUCUUUUGCUGCCGUUCCGGCAGCCGAUGCUCUGCCCGUGGGCUCCAGUCCCAAUGUGAAGUCUUCGAUUGACUGGGGGUUUAUUACCGAGGCUUUCCCUGGUGCCAAUAAUCGAGCUAUCCAUUUUGCACGCGGUAAAACGCUGGGUGGGUCGUCGGCGUUGAACUUUAUGAUCUAUCAAAGACCAACCGUCGAAUCCAUGCAGCAAUGGGCAGAUGCGGUCGAUGAUAAGAGCUAUUCCUUUGACGAGGUACUGCCCUUCUACAAGCGCAGCACUCACUUCACUCCCUCCAACACGGAGUACCGAUUCCGCAAUGCCUCGACCAAAUACGACGGGUCCGCCUUCGAAGAAAACGGCGGUCCCCUGGAGGUCUCCUAUGCCAACUACGCCAUGCCCUUCUCGAGCUGGAUGAAACUGGGCAUGGAGGCGAUCGGCAUCAAAGAGGCGCAGGACUUCAACAGUGGCUCCCUGAUGGGCUCGCAGUAUUGCUCGUCAACCAUCCGUCCCAGCGACCAGACCCGCAGCAGCUCCGAGUCGUCGUUCCUCAAAUCACCGCCCAGAUCCCUGCACGUCCAUGCGAACACGUUGGCCAAGAAAAUUAUCUUCGACAAGAACAAGAAGGCAACGGGCGUACAAAUCAAAGGUCCCCUCGGUAGGAUCUCUACUCUCAAGGCCAGCAAAGAAGUUAUCGUAUCUGCCGGUGCAUUUCAAUCCCCCCAACUGCUCAUGGUGUCCGGAGUCGGCCCUGCAGACACGCUUAAGGAGCAUGAAAUCGAGGUCGUUGUCAACCUUCCCGGUGUCGGCCAGAACAUGUGGGAUCAUCCUUUCUUCGGGCCCAGCUAUCGCGUUAGCGUCACGACGUUCACCAAGAUUGCUCGCGACCUGCUUUACCUGCUCAGUCAAUUCCUGAACAGCGUCGCCACCGAGAAGGGCCCCCUUACCAACCCCAUCGCCGAUUUUCUCGCAUGGGAGAAGAUCCCAGCCAAGUUGCGCUCCUCGUUCCCGGCACAGGUGCAGAAGACUCUGCGGCAGUUCCCGAAGGACUGGCCCGAGGCCGAGUAUAUUUCCGGAGCCGGUUACAUCGGAAACUUCUCCGACCUCCUGACGACUCAGCCCCAGGAUGGCUUGCAGUAUGCUUCGAUGCUGGGGGUCCUCGUGGCCUCAACCUCGCGCGGCAACAUCACCCUGAAAUCUGCCGACACUGCAGACCUCCCCCUGGUCAACCCCAACUUGCUGGCCACCGAAUCCGAUCAGCAGAUCGCCAUCGCCAUGUUCAAGCGCAUGCGUGAAGCGUUCCAGAGCAAGGCCAUGGCUCCCGUCGUUAUCGGCGAAGAAUAUUACCCCGGCAACAAAGUCAGCUCGGACGAGCAGAUCCUCGAAUUUAUUCGUAAUCACGUCAUGACACUGUGGCACCCGGCUUGCACCUGUAAGAUGGGUACCAAGAAUGACGAGAUGGCUGUACUCGAUAGCCAGGCUCGGGUGUAUGGCGUCAGCGGACUCAGGGUUGUUGACGCCAGCUCCUUCCCCAUCUUGCCCCCGGGCCAUCCUCAAUCCACUGUUUAUAUGCUGGCUGAAAAGAUUGCCGAUCUCAUGGUUAGCAAGUCUUCAUAG